UUUUAAAUUACCAGAGACCCGAUGCAGCUAAUAUUAUAAUACAACGGACCUGUGUCCGAGGCACAAGUGAAACUUUUAGAUCCGAACCCGAUCGGGUCUCGUGUUGGACUGGGUUUUCCGAUCUAAGUGGACCCGUGAAGACCUCUAGUUCUCGUCUCUCAUAGAUCCAUUAAAAUUAGUUUUAUGUUUUGGAUUGGUUAAAUACAUUAAGUGUUCAGUGUGUUUUAUUUUUGCCAACUGAACUUGUAUUUUGUGUCACCUCCUCAAGUUUCUUUAUGUGUCAAGGUGAUGAUUCAUGGACCCACUUCUGUAGUGCAAAUGCUUUCAUUUCAUAGAGGAGUGAAAGUUUGUGCACAGUUCAAACCCUUAAUGUUUCAUUUAGCAGACACUUUAGACAAUGAAAAACACUAGCAACAACACUCAUACCCACAAUGCCAAGUCUUACAAGUAAUCUAGAGUAAUACAGACGUAAAAAACAAACCGUUUUUUUUUUCACACAGGCACAUUUUGAGAAGAAUGCCUAAAUACAAACAGUUCUUUCUCUUUCUACCCGUAAACCACUCCUACUUUCAGCAAAAGGAAACUCAUUUAUACUUCCUGUUCAGUCCGGAUAAAGUAUUUUUUUCUUUGUGCUCUACUCUUAUUGAGCUGCUUUGUGUGUGAAGUGAAAUGGCAGAAGCGAGUGUCUCUUUGACUCAGGAUCAGUUCAUCUGUUCAAUCUGUCUGGAUCUACUGAAGGAUCCAGUGACCAUUCCCUGUGGACACAGUUACUGUAUGAGCUGUAUUACAGACUACUGGGAUCAGAAGAGAGACUACAGCUGCCCUCAAUGCAGACAGACAUUCACUACAAGACCUGUUUUAGGUAAAAACACCAUGCUGGUGGAAGUGGUGGAGAUUUUGAAGAAGACAAAACUACAAGCUGCUCGUCCUGAUCACUGCUAUGCUGAACCUGGAGAUGUGGAGUGUGACGUCUGUACUGAGAGAAAACACAAAGCUGUCAAGUCCUGUCUGGUGUGUCUGAACUCUUACUGUCAAAAUCAUCUUGAACAACAUGAGAAAUUCUUCAAAGGCAAGAAGCACAACCUGAUAGACGCCACUGGACGACUUCAGCAGAUGAUCUGCUCACAACAUGAGAAACUAUUAGAGAUUUACUGUAAAACUGAUCAGCUCUGUAUAUGUUAUCUGUGUAUGGUGGAUGAACACAAUGAACAUAAGACUGUAUCAGCUGCAGCAGAGAGGACUGAGAAACAGAAACAACUGAAGGAGACACAGAGAAAAUACCAGCAGAGAAUCCAGAAGAGUCAGAAGAAGCUUCAGGAGCUGAGAGAUGCUGUGGAGACUCAUAAGCGCUCUGCGCAGACAGCAGUGGACGACACUGAGAGGAUCUUUACUCAACUGAUCCGAUCCAUUGAGAGAAAACGAUCUGAGGUGACACAGCUGAUCAGAGAUCAGGAAAAGGCUGCAGUGAGUGAAGCUGAAGGACUUUUGAAGCGACUGGAGCAGGAGAUUGAUGAUCUGAGGAGGAGAGACGCUGAGCUGGAGCAGCUUUCACACACAGAUGAUCACAUCCAUUUCCUCCAGAGUUUCAAAUCUCUAUCGGUCCCUCUUGGAUCUACAAACUCUGAGAGGACGGUCAAUUCUCUUCUCGGUUUUAAUGAAUCUGUGUCUCAUCUGAGAAAGAAACUGGAAAAUUUCUGCAGAGAAGAGAUUGAAACAAUAUCUGGUCGAGUAAAUAAUAUAACUAUAAUGGAGCUCCAAAUCAGGCAGGAGAUCCUAAAAUAUUUUCGUCAGUUCAAACUGGAUCCAAACACAGCAAAUAAACGUCUCUGUCUGUCUGAGGGGAACAGAGUGAUUACUUACACUAACAUACUCCAGUCGUAUCCUGAUCAUCUAGACAGAUUUGAUUUUUAUCUUCAGGUGUUGUGUAGUGAGAGUGUGAGUGGACGCUGUUACUGGGAGGUUGAGUGGAGUGGUGCGGUGUAUAUAUCAGUGUCAUAUAAGAGCAUCAGCAGGAAGGGAGACAGUGAUUGUAGAUUUGGAUGUAAUGAUCAGUCCUGGAGUUUGUGCUGCUCUGACUCCAGUUGUUCAUUCUUUCACAAUAACAUUGAGACUAAACUCCCAGUAGUGUCCAGAUUUUCUAGAAUAGGAGUUUAUCUGGAUCACAGUUCAGGAUCUCUGUCCUUCUACAGCGUCUCUGACACAAUGACUCUCAUCCACAAAGUCCAGACCACAUUCACUAAACCUCUCUAUCCUGGUUUUGGAGUGGUUAAUGUGCAGCAAUCAGCUCUUUUUAAGAUAAUCAAAAGACAAUCAAAAGUAAAACUGUGUGACACUAGCUUGUGCCAGUAGGGAAUCGUGACUCUUGAACCUAGGCCUCUAACAAUUACAGUAUAUGUAUGAUGAUCGCUGAGUUUGUAAAUUUAAUUAAAUAGAAAACAGUGGCAAACAGCGGCAAACAAAUAACUUACCUUGAUUAUCAAAUUAUUUAAAAACAAAGCUUCUCCAUUCUUCUGUAAUUUUGGAUGAUGCCUAGCUACUGUAAUAUAUAAGCAGGUUUUUCUCUGUUGUCUUCUGGAGUUUAAUGGCAGUUGGCAGACCAAACUAAGGUGCAUUCUCACACCUACUAGCUGCCGCCACACAGACUGAUGAUCCCAACAGUGGGCAAAACUUAUCAUAAAGUUAGUGAUAACAGAGCCCACCCAAUCAGAGCGACAAUAUGAUAAGUCUGAUUUUUUCUCACUUUAAAUGAGUCUUUGAUUAAUGUACUAUUGCCUUGUCCUCUGUAAUUUCACAGCUGCACCAACAAUCACAUUUAGUUGCAUCUUAAUACAAAUAACUUUUAAAGAUUAGACUUCUCUGCAUGCUUUCAAAUCGCUAUUGUUGUUAUCUUGUUGCCGAUUGGUCUGCAAUGCAGUUGUAAUGGAGGGAACUGGUCAACAUUUAUUAUGAAUAAAAUGCCUUUUAUGUUAAAUGUUAUUUGUAACAAAUUCAGUAUGUUCAGCACAAAACAGCACAAAAUUAUUCAUAAUGUGAAAGUUAUUUCUUUGCUUAAUGUAAAUAAAGCAUUUGGGAUCAAGACA
This is a messenger RNA of Paramisgurnus dabryanus, 3080 nucleotides long. Its product is annotated as E3 ubiquitin/ISG15 ligase TRIM25-like. The record is from RefSeq and is a predicted model, not a curated record. Gene Ontology annotation, molecular function: zinc ion binding; protein binding. Lineage: Eukaryota; Metazoa; Chordata; Actinopteri; Cypriniformes; Cobitidae.